Messenger RNA from Parnassius mnemosyne (clouded apollo), 5676 nucleotides. Lineage: Eukaryota; Metazoa; Arthropoda; Insecta; Lepidoptera; Papilionidae. The record is from the annotation of a GenBank genome assembly.
AAAUCAAAUUGACUGGUAACUUUCAAUCCUGUCAUGCGCCUAAAAAAUUAUUUUGUUUUGGUUUUGGAUUAUAAUAUUUGGCAUAAUAACUGCCUGUCUUACUGCAUUUUAUUGUUUCUUGAAAACUCCUGUUUAUUGAUGUAAAAGUGAAUCCAAUUAUAUUAAAGCUAUAGGAAACAAGAAUGGCCUUUAGUGAAAUUUGUAGAAUUUGUUUAUGCAUUAAUGUACGCAUGUUUGUUCUAAAGAAGACUAGUAUCCGUAGUUUGUAUAAAACAUUGACGAACAGUUUUAUGGAUGAGGAUGAGGAGCCCAUAAUUGUCUGUUUCACCUGUCAUGCAAGACUCAUUCGUUGCAGAACAUUACAACAACAGGCUAUUGAGUCAAAUGCAGUUCUGGAGCAGUUGCUUGCAGGAGGCUCCAUGUCAAUACCAAAUCAUCAUGAGGCUAGAGAUAAGCUUCAAUUCACACCAAUUAGUCAUAUAGAUAUCAGACCACUAGAGAGUGAUAUAGAAAAUGAUUGUCAGAACGAAAUGUUUAGCCUUGAAUCUGUUAAAGUUAAAGAAGAGAAUUUCGAAAUUGAGAAUUCCAAAUUUGAAUUAAAUGGGAAUCAUGAAACAGAGAGUGCUGAAAAACAAGAAGAUUUGGAGAUUGAUGCUUUUGAAGAUAGACAUACGGAUUUGGAUGACGACUUGCCGCUAAUUGCAUUUGGUUCAAAGAGUAAAAAAGAUGACGAUGACACAGAAACUUCUGAGAAGAAGAUUAAAUCAAAUUCUACUGAUUGUAACAUAAACGAUGUUCGUGAAGAAAACCUCGAUUUUGAAGGCCCUACUAUUAAAUCAAACCCUAAAAUGAAAAAAGAUAAUCAACCAAUUAAUAAAAAAGGAAAGCAUCCUGCAAAUAUUAUGAAAACGAAAAUUUUGAAACAAAAGAAUGUAAAUAUACUUAAGAAGAAAACAUCUGGGACAUCAACUAAAUACAUUUUUGAAUCUGAUGGUUGUAGUAAAAAAUUUUCAACAAAAGACAAACACAUUUCAUACAGUCAUAAGACGCAAAAGAACUCAGACACCACCGCAGUUCGGACACAAGUAGAACAAACUGCAGUACCACGACAAACAGAAAUAUUUAAUUGUGAUAUUUGCGAAUUUAAAACAUCUCAAAAACGUUCCAUUUUGGCACAUCUUAAAGCGCACGUCGCUAAACAACGGUACUGUUGUAAUAAUUGUGAAUAUAAAUGUAUUAGAAAAAGUCAGUUGCGAAAACAUAUGAAAAUACAUGCCGGAGAAAAACCUUUUUCGUGUAAUAUCUGUGAAUAUAGAUGUAUUACAAAAAGUCGUUUGCAAGAACAUAUGAAAAGACACACCGGUGAAAAACCUUUUUCGUGUAAUAUUUGUGAAUAUAGAUGUAUUUUUAAAAGUACUUUGCGAACACAUAUGAAAAUACACACCGGUGAAAAACCUUUUUCGUGUAAUAUCUGUGAAUAUAGAUGUAUUAGAAAAAUUCAUUUACAAAUACAUUUAAAAACACACACCGGUGAAAAACCUUUUUCGUGUAAUGUAUGUGAAUAUAGAUGUAUUACAAAAAGUAAUUUGCAAACCCAUAUGAAAACACACACCGGUGAAAAACCUUUUUCGUGUAAUAUCUGUGAAUAUAGAUGUAUUUUAAAAGGUACUUUGCAAACACAUAUGAAAAUACACACCGGUGAAAAACCUUUUUCGUGUAAUAUCUGUGAAUAUAGAUGUAUUAGAAAAAGCAUGUUGCAAAGACAUAUGAAAAUACACACAGGUGAAAAACCUUUUUCGUGUAAUGUAUGUGAAUAUAGAUGUAUUUUAAAAAGUAGUUUGCAAAAACAUAUGAAAAUACACACCGGUGAAAGACCUUUUUCGUGUAAUAUCUGUGAAUACAGAUGUAUUACAAAAAGUAAUUUACAAACACAUAUGAAAGUACACGCCGGAGAAAGACCUUUUUCGUGUAAUAUCUGUGAAUACAGAUGUAUUACAAAAAGUAGUUUGCAAACACAUAUGAAAAUACACACUGGAGCAAAACCGUUUUCGUGAGCUAUGUAGGAAAAUAUGUACAAUAUUGUCUAAACGUGUUUUAUAUAAAUAUGUGUGUACCAAAUAAAAAUCUAAUGGGUUUUUCAACAAGAACUUUGUUUUCAAAAACAAAAUAAAACAAAGAGUUUAGAUGAAGAUGAUUCAAAUUUUUAUUGUAUUACGAAGAGAAAAGUUUGGCAAUUAUGGAUGAAAAAUGAUAUCUGGCAAAUGUCCACCACGACCACGCUGACAGAUGUCGAUUCUUUCAUCAAAGUUUUUAAUCACUUUUUUGCAAAAUGGCGGGUCUAUUUCGUUAAUCACGUCACGGAUUUUGAGUUUUAAGGCCGCGAUCAAUUCGAUUGGCGCCGUAUAGACUCUGUCCUUAACAAAGCCCCACAAAAAAUAAUCCAGUGGUGUUAAAUCACACGAUCUGGCUGGCCAUUUAACAGCUGAAUUUCGUGAAAUUAUGCGAUCGGGAAAUUUGGUUUGCAAUAAAUUGAUCGUUUCGUUGGCUGUGUGACAUGUGGCACCGUCCUGUUGAAACCACAUGUUUGUGAUAUCGAUGUCAUCAAUAAUAGGCCAAAAUUGAGAUGUUAACAUCUCGCGAUAGCGCGAUCCAUUGACCGUUACCGCAUUUCCAGCCUCAUCUUCGAAAAAAAAACGGCCCAAUCACGCCUCCAGACCACAUAGCGCACCAUACAGUGACACGUUGAGCAUGCAAAGGCUUCUCAAUAAUCGCUUUAGGAUUUUCAGAAGCCCAAAUGCGGCAAUUUUGCUUGUUGACGUACCCUGACAAGUGAAAAUGGGCUUCGUCUGAAAAAAUGAUUUUUUCAGAAACACCAGCGGGCUGUUCCUGAAUGAAAAAAUUUUCAGAAACUUCUGAGAAGAAGAUUAAAUCAAAUUCUACUGAUUGUAACAUAAGCGAUGUUCGUGAAGAAGACCUCGAGUUUGAAGGCCCUACUAUUAAAUCAAACCCUAAAGUAAAAAAAGAUAUCAAGCAAUUUAUAAAAAAGGAAAGCAUUCUGCAAAGAUAAUGAAAAAGAAAAUUUUGAAACAAAAGAAUGUAAAUAUACUUCAGAAAAAAACAUCUGGGACAUCAACUAAAUACAUUUUUGAAUGAAAUGAAAUGAAAAAUUUCAACAAAAGACAUUUCAUACAGUCAUAAGACGCAAAAGAACUCAGACACCACUGCAGUUUGGACACAAGUAGAACUAACUCCAGUACCACAACAAACAGAAAUAUUUCAUUGUGAUAUUUGCGAAUUUAAAACAUCUCAUAAAGGUUACAUUUUGGCACAUCUUAAAGCGCACGUCGCUAAACAAAUGUACUGUUGUAAUAAUUGUGAAUAUAAAUGUAUUAGAAAAUGCAAACACAUAUGAAAAUACAUACCGGUGAAAAACUUUGUUCGUGUAAUAUCUGUGAAUAUAGAUGUAUUACAAAAAGUAAUUUGUUAAACAUAAGAAAAUACAUACCGGAGAAAAACCUUUUUCGUGUAAUGUCUGUGAAUAUAGAUGUAUUACAAAAAGUAGUUUGCGAACACAUAUGAAAAUACACACCGGUGAAAACCCUUUUUCGUGUAAUAGCUGUGAAUAUAUAUGUAUUACAAAAAGUAAUUUGCGAACACAUAUGAAAAUACACACCGGUGAAAAACCUUUUUCUUGUAAUAUCUGUGAAUAUAGAUGUAUUACAAAAACUCAUUUGCAAAGACAUAUGAAAAUACACACCGGUGAAAAACCUUUUUCGUGUAAUAUCUGUAAACAUAGAUUUACUAGAAAAUAUGAUUUGCAAAGACAUUUAAAAACACACACUGGCGCAAAACCUUUUUCGUGAGAUAUCUGGUAAAAUAUGUACAAUAUUGUGUAAACGUGUUUUGUUUAAAUAUGUGUGUACCAAAUAAAAAUCUAAGUAUAUUUUGUGAAUUUGUGAUGUAAUUAUAUAACGAGUUAACACCCACGAGACGAUAUGGGGUAGUGGAUUGUCUUACACCAUCACCAUAACUAUAUCACGAUAUGAUGCCGUGUGGUGGUGUCUGUCUGUACGUAGUAGAGCCACGCUGCAGCUAUAUUGAGGUUCUAGCACGAAUCGAUGGACUCGAACGGGGUAGGACCACGCUGUCAAAGAAUACCAGCAUAAAACAGCAGCUUUCGUGAGAAAAUAGUGUUUCGUAUGGUGAGUAGAGAACUGGAGACCCUUUUAACUGGUAACGAGUCAUUCCUUCUCAGUCCUCAUGGUUUUUUUUAUAGGAUAAGGUUGACAAACGAGCACACAGUCCACCCGAUGGUAAGUGGUUGCUGCGGCCCAUAGACAUCUACAUCUAUCCUCUGUUACAAAUCAAAAUGUAGAUGCGUUGUCACCCGUGAGGACUAAGAUGGAAUGCCUCAUUUCCAGUAAAAAGGGCCUCCGGCCACCUGCACUCACCAAGCGAAACGCAGAGGUAAACCUCUACUUCACGCUGGUAUUCUGUGAGGUCGUGGUACCACCCCGGUUCGAGCCGGCCCAUCCGUGCCACUGUUAAAACAAUGACAAUGACAACGCAUCUGUAUUUCAUUUCUUAAUUGAGGAUAAGGACUCUUAAUAAUAAUAUGUGUGUGUGUGUGUGUGUUUGUGUUGUGUGUGUGUUUGUGUUGUGUGUGUGUGUUUGUGUUGUGUGUGUGUGUUUGUGUUGUGUGUGAAGGUGUUCAGGGGUCUCAUAGUCUAGUCUAGCGUUUGUUUUAUUAUAUAGAUAAUUACCAAGAAAGGUAAAGAAUUUAUGUGAAAAUUUGGUGUAAUGCGUGUUGUAGUAACAAACUAGAUCAUUUCUGCGCUUAUCUUUUAUCAAUUGUGAAUUAUACUGUGAGUGUUUUUUAAUGAUACAUUGUAGAAUAUAGAGCUGCCUGACAGAUAAGGAAUUUUAUAUACUUCAACAAUGUCGGAGUGACAUUGUUGAAGUAUAUAAAACAGACUGCAAACUUGCACAGAUGAGGCUUUUAUAUAAAUUAAAUGAUGAUAAUGUGAUUCUAGAGAAAAUUAAAAAGAUGAAGGUUUUUAUUAAUUUUAAAAAUUAAAUUUUAUUAAAUAUCAAUAUAUUUUGUAUGUUUAUCACAUUGUGAAAUAGUAAAAAAUGUGCUAUUUUUCUGUUACUAGUUUCUAAUUUGUUUUUAUUUAUAUUUCAGGUUAAAAAUUGCACUAGUGUUUAGCAAGACAGUAGCUGCUACGUUAUCAUAUACUGCUCAGUUUUGUAAGUUCCUAAGCUAAAUUUGGCAUAAUAUUUUAAGAUUCCUGGAAAGUCAAAGCUAAAUUUUAACUUUUUGAAAUAAAUUAAAAUUGAAUUGAACAAAUUCUGUAUGUGGCCUAAUUUUUUUAGCUCAUUAUGCAGAUGGAAAGCAAGUAAGCUCGACUUUGAAAAAUACAGCCGAAAUUAUAUCGUUCUUUGACGACCUCUUUGACUCAGUUAAUGGAACUUCAUAUAAUAAAACAUCCAAAGGAAAAGCUUUAAGGUGACACUAGUCGACAUUAUUUCCAUAGAAAUUUCGGAGGGGUUUUACUCCGCUGUUUGACAGUGUACAUCCAAAAUUAAACAUGAUAUCGUUUGUCUCAUUAUUAAAUUUGUCUGUAAGGAAACAGAAUAGUAAAAUAAAAUGUUAUUAAAAAGUUACGAGCUACC